Molecule: messenger RNA, 276 nt
Organism: Eruca vesicaria subsp. sativa (arugula)
Lineage: Eukaryota; Viridiplantae; Streptophyta; Magnoliopsida; Brassicales; Brassicaceae
Source: the annotation of a GenBank genome assembly
AUGAGCUUGGAGGCAAAACGCCUGCCUAGGACUGUAGCUGGGGAGAGUGUGGUGUGGUGUGAAACAGGGGUGGUUGCGAAGCUGAUGGGCUUGGAGAUAAUACCGGUUCCGGUCAAGGGUAAAACGGGAAAAGAUAAGUUAGGGACUCUGCUCAAGAAAGAGCGUCUAAAGAGGAGAGAUCGGAUGCUGGACAUUAACAGUCGGAUUGCUCAGAGCACCGAAGCUUCUUGCUCGUCUGGAGGUUUUAACGCAACGAGACCUAUAGGAGCUGUUUGA